Rhodamnia argentea is the source of this 309-nucleotide messenger RNA. RefSeq lists its product as uncharacterized. The transcript is spliced from 3 exons. NCBI's taxonomy places the organism in Eukaryota, Viridiplantae, Streptophyta, Magnoliopsida, Myrtales, Myrtaceae. The coding region runs from base 1 to 309 and encodes 102 amino acids. The record is from RefSeq and is a predicted model, not a curated record.
AUGCAAUGGCGAAACCAGCAACAUUCCCUCCUGACUCGCGAUCGCCAACUCAAAGAGCUUGCUUUCGUGGCCUCGACCUCCUCCCUCCUCAAAUUCGGCACUUCCUGGUUCCAUCAGCUCAGUGGGAAGAUUAAUAGCGCUAGAAAUGCCUCGGCUCUUCCCGUUAUCAGAGCCGAGAGCAACACCACAAAGUAUUUUCCAGAUGCCAAAUUCUACAAAAUAGAAGCGAUUUUAAGGCCAUGGCGUAUCCUUCAAGCUUCCUCGCUGAGUUCUUGGAGCAAAUUUCCCACAUUUUUCCUCUUUCUUUGA